AUGGUCACGGCCUUCAUCGUCGGCGUGGCAGUGCUAUUUGGCUUCAACUUCUCUUUCCACAUUGCGGCAGCAUGGGUUACGCUAUUGCCGGGCGCAGACACAGAUCCGGGUGCCUACCAGGUGACACCCGUCACCGUUGCAGUAGGAGCCAUGUUGGUAAUCACCUCUGCCAUCCAUCUCGAGAGUUGGCCGCUCAAUUGUCAUGCGCUCUUCUCAUACAACUACGAGCAGUUGCAGCGCUUGUUGGACAUAUCAGUUGGCAGUUGCAGUUUUGUCCUCUCUUGGAAGGAUGAGCAUGCUGGAGAGGCGAUUGCUGAUCCCCUGCUGAAGUAUGAUCGGUGUCUGAUUGGAGUAGCUGCCAGCGCAGAUCCUCUUCCCAGCAUCUAUCAUCAUGAGUUGGUGCGUCUCGUGGGUGGAAGGAGCUUUGGCUUUGAAAAGGAUCCAAGCGAGGAUGAGUGUCUUGAGCGAUUGCAGCAUUGGGUGUGCGAGCGCGACAGCUUCCUCCAUGGAGAAAGUCUUAGACCAUUUGACAUGGUAGAGCUUCUUCCACUACUGCUGAAGAAUUGA
Molecule: messenger RNA, 567 nt
Organism: Prorocentrum cordatum
Lineage: Eukaryota; Dinophyceae; Prorocentrales; Prorocentraceae
Source: the annotation of a GenBank genome assembly